AAGAUUCCGUAUUUUUAUUAUCCUUUAUAUGCUCCAAGUAGAGACAAUGUACUCCAAUAAUUGAAUUCAACGCAGACAAAAUCAGCCACAAAACCACCGAAGCAUCUCUCUCUUUCACGCAGUGAUGGAGACUCCGCCGUCUCUCCGCCGCAGAAACUCCAUAGCCGCCACGGUUGCGACCCCUUUUCCGAUUGCGUCUUCUUCACCACCGUCAACGCUCGAUCUCGAGCUCACCUCUCUGAAAUCUUGCUCCUCCUUCGUCGCAUACACUUCUCUCCGGGACCUUAUCUCUUCUCCGACGGCCUCUAUCUACUCUCCGGUGGCCAACGGCGGCGGGCCCGUCGGAGAGAUCUCGAUCCGAAACCGCCUCGUCAAGCAGGCUGCUUGGUCGUACCUCCAGCCGACGGCGAUCGCUUCCUCGCCGGGUCCCUACGGUUCGCAGCUCCUCCAACGCGUGUGGGUCCACUUCUCCGCCGGUCUACGGUUCCUCAGCCGCAUGGUCGACUGGAUUUUUGGGUCGAUUCGGAAUCCUCUAGCGGUGAAAGAGCUUUUCCGGUGAAAAUCUCCAGCGAAUGUUCCGGGGAGAAAAAGGGGUAAAUACUGAAGAUUGAAGAUGCUUGCACACAAAAUUGUGUUUGUAUCCAAGGAAAAGUGUAACAAGAUUGAAUGAUUUGAAGGAAAGGAAAUCAAUUUCUGAAAUCUUUGAUUUCUUUUUUUUAAAUCUUUGAUUUCUUCAUGGGAUCUAAAUUGUGCAGAAGAAAAGUUUUAUCCCUGAAGGUGUUAUUGUGGUGUGGUUGACGAUGGUUGUCUCUUCCUGAUGUUGCUUGAACCAUUCUGAAACACCCAACGGAGAAACCAGAAUGGGGUUUCAGUUCGGUUUCUCUGUUUUGUCUUUGGUCGGGCAUUUAUCUGUGAUCGAAAAGGAUUGAUUUUGAUUCAGAACCCAAAGGGUGUUCUUCAAAGAAACAAGUUUUUGUGGGCGUGAUGAAUGGAUUUACAAAACCAGAUA
Molecule: messenger RNA, 1009 nt
Organism: Tarenaya hassleriana
Lineage: Eukaryota; Viridiplantae; Streptophyta; Magnoliopsida; Brassicales; Cleomaceae
Exons: 1
Coding region: 125-559 (144 amino acids)
Source: RefSeq, a predicted model, not a curated record